This is a messenger RNA of Closterium sp. NIES-65, 876 nucleotides long. NCBI's taxonomy places the organism in Eukaryota, Viridiplantae, Streptophyta, Zygnematophyceae, Desmidiales, Closteriaceae. The record is from the annotation of a GenBank genome assembly.
AUGACGACGCGUAAUGUUCUCGCGUUCGAGCCUGACGGUCGCCCCAUCGAGUUCAUUGAGUGGCUCGACGAUCUCCAACUGUUCCUUCUGAUCAAUGCCAAAGACGGCGUUUCACUGUUCGAUUACAUGUCUGGCACUGCCGUUGCUCCUGCUGCCGAUGCUCCUGCUCUCGAACGCUCACAAUGGCAGACUCGCGAUGCUGCUGCACGCCUAGCUAUUAGGAACCAUCUGCAGAUCAUUGAGCGCACCAAUUUCAGCCAGCACAAAACUGCUAAGACACUGUACGACGCUGUAGUUCCAUGCUACUCCUCCCCGGCCACUGCAGCCCUAGCCCUAGACCCUACCACUCUCAUUGUCGACAACUUCGAGAAGCACCUUCUCGUAGCAGAGAAGAACAUCCUCGCUGUAGGUGCUUCUCGUGGUACUCCUCGCUCUCCUCUCUUGGAGGGGUGCUCCCACUCCCCUCUUACCCCCUCCUACGCCUCCGCAGCUGCUGCUCUCGACUACCUUGGUGCUGAGGAGGUCGGGGUUGCUUCCGUUCCUAGUGGGAAGCGCCGCAGCGGCAGGGGCGGCAAGGGUGGUAGGGGAGGUGGGGGUGGCGGUGGAGGUGGCGGUGGUGCAGGCGGUGGGGGAGGUGGAGGUGGUGGGGGUGGUCGUGGGAGUGGAGGUGGUGGAGGUGGUGGUGGGAACGGCGGAGGCACUGGGAGCGGUGGAGGUGGAAGCGGCGGUAGUGGGGGAGGAGGGAGCGGUGGUGGCAUUUGUGUGCUUGCACGUUUUUCCACUCUGCUUCCGUGUCCGGCGGUCCCAUCUGGUGAGUUGUCUGGUCUCCACCUCCCCUCGUUCUCUACGAGCUUGGUGAGCAACGCUGUCCUCUAG